GGUCGUGCCCGACUCCCCGCCCGCGGCAGCCUGGGCGCUUCCUAGUCGGCGCGGGCGGCGGCCCAGGCGAGGUGCGGCCUCCGCACGGGCGGGGGGCGUCGGCGCCACGGGCCCGCCAUGGCCGCGUCCGAGCUCUACACAAAGUUUGCCAGAGUUUGGAUACCUGAUCCUGAAGAAGUUUGGAAGUCAGCAGAGCUGCUCAAAGAUUAUAAACCAGGAGAUAAAGUCCUUUUGCUUCACCUUGAGGAAGGAAAGGAUUUGGAAUAUCGUCUAGAUCCAAAGACCAAGGAACUGCCUCACUUAAGAAACCCUGACAUCCUUGUGGGUGAAAAUGACCUCACAGCCCUCAGCUAUCUUCAUGAGCCAGCUGUGCUCCACAAUCUCAAAGUCCGCUUUAUUGAUUCCAAACUCAUUUAUACAUAUUGUGGUAUAGUCCUAGUAGCUAUAAACCCUUAUGAACAGCUGCCUAUUUAUGGAGAAGAUAUUAUCAAUGCAUACAGUGGUCAGAAUAUGGGUGAUAUGGAUCCACAUAUCUUUGCAGUAGCUGAAGAAGCUUACAAGCAAAUGGCCAGAGAUGAACGAAAUCAGUCCAUCAUUGUAAGUGGAGAGUCUGGGGCAGGAAAAACAGUCUCGGCUAAGUAUGCCAUGCGAUACUUUGCCACUGUGAGUGGUUCUGCCAGUGAAGCCAAUGUUGAGGAAAAGGUCUUGGCGUCCAACCCCAUCAUGGAGUCAAUUGGAAACGCGAAGACAACCAGGAACGAUAAUAGUAGCCGUUUUGGGAAGUAUAUCGAGAUUGGUUUUGAUAAGAGGUAUCGAAUCAUUGGUGCCAAUAUGAGAACUUAUCUUUUAGAGAAAUCCCGAGUGGUGUUCCAGGCAGAAGAAGAGAGAAACUAUCAUAUCUUCUAUCAGCUUUGUGCCUCAGCAAAGUUACCUGAAUUUAAAAUGCUGCGAUUAGGAAAUGCAAAUACCUUUCAUUAUACAAAGCAAGGUGGCAGCCCUGUGAUUGAAGGAAUCGACGAUGCCAAGGAGAUGGCACACACCAGACAGGCCUGCACUCUGCUAGGAAUUAGUGAAUCUUAUCAGAUGGGAAUUUUCCGAAUACUUGCUGGCAUCCUUCACUUAGGCAAUGUUGGAUUUAUGUCUCGAGAUUCAGACAGCUGCACAAUACCUCCCAAGCACGAACCUCUCAGCAUCUUCUGUGACCUCAUGGGCGUGGACUAUGAGGAGAUGUGUCACUGGCUCUGCCAUCGGAAGCUGGCUACUGCGGCGGAGACGUACAUCAAGCCCAUCUCCAAGCUGCAGGCCACAAAUGCCCGUGAUGCUUUGGCCAAGCACAUCUAUGCCAAGCUCUUCAACUGGAUUGUAGAUCAUGUCAAUCAGGCUCUCCAUGCUGCUGUCAAACAGCACUCUUUUAUUGGUGUGCUGGACAUUUACGGAUUUGAAACAUUCGAGAUAAAUAGUUUUGAACAGUUUUGCAUAAAUUAUGCAAAUGAAAAACUGCAGCAACAAUUCAAUAUGCAUGUCUUCAAAUUAGAGCAAGAAGAAUAUAUGAAGGAACAAAUUCCAUGGACUCUCAUAGAUUUUUAUGAUAAUCAACCUUGCAUUAAUCUUAUCGAAUCUAAACUGGGUAUUCUAGAUUUGCUGGAUGAGGAAUGCAAAAUGCCUAAAGGUACAGAUGACACUUGGGCCCAAAAAUUGUACAACACACAUUUGAACAAAUGUGCACUCUUCGAAAAGCCCCGUCUGUCAAACAAAGCUUUCAUCAUCCAACAUUUUGCUGAUAAAGUGGAAUACCAGUGUGAAGGCUUUCUGGAAAAGAAUAAAGACACCGUUUUUGAAGAACAAAUUAAAGUUCUUAAAUCAAGCAAGUUUAAGAUGCUACCAGAAUUAUUUCAAGAUGAUGAGAAGACCAUCAGUCCAACCUCAGCCACCUCUUCAGGGCGCACACUCCUCACCCGCACUCCUGCAAAGCCCACCAAAGGCCGACCAACCCAGACAGCCAAAGAGCACAAGAAAACAGUGGGGCACCAGUUCCGAAACUCCCUUCACCUGCUUAUGGAGACCCUCAAUGCCACUACCCCACACUACGUGCGCUGUAUUAAACCUAAUGACUGCAAGUUGCCAUUCACGUUUGAUGAGAAGAGGGCAGUGCAGCAACUGAGAGCAUGCGGUGUCCUGGAAACCAUCCGAAUCAGCGCGGCAGGGUUCCCCUCACGGUGGACUUACCAAGAAUUUUUCAGCCGCUACCGUGUCCUAAUGAAGCAAAAAGAUGUGCUGAGUGACAGAAAGCAAACAUGCAAGAAUGUGUUAGAGAAACUGAUAGUGGACAAGGACAAAUACCAGUUUGGUAAGACAAAGAUCUUUUUUCGUGCCGGUCAAGUGGCCUAUCUAGAAAAACUGAGGGCAGACAAGCUGAGGGCUGCCUGCAUCCGGAUCCAGAAGACAAUCCGAGGAUGGCUGCUGCGAAAGAAGUACGUGCGCAAGCGGAAGGCGGCCAUCAUUGUGCAGCGAUACGUGCGAGGCUACCAGGCCCGAUGCUACGCGAAGUUCCUGCGCAGAACCAGGGCAGCAACUACCAUUCAGAAGUACUGGCGGAUGCAUAUAGCCCGAAGGAGGUACAAGGUCACUCGAACUGCCACUAUUGUUCUUCAGUCUUAUUUACGAGGCUACUUGGCCAGAAAUAGGUAUCGCAAGAUACUCUAUGAUCACAAAGCAGUAGUCAUUCAGAAGUGGGUCCGGGGCUGGCUGGCUCGUACCUGCUACAAGAGGAGCAUGCAUGCCAUCAUCUACCUUCAGUGCUGCUUCCGGCGGAUGAUGGCCAAGCGCGAGCUGAAAAAGCUCAAGAUUGAGGCCCGUUCCGUGGAGCGCUACAAGAAACUGCACAUUGGCAUGGAGAACAAGAUCAUGCAGUUGCAGCGCAAAGUGGACGAGCAGAACAAAGACUACAAAUGCCUCAUGGAGAAACUGACCAAUCUGGAAGGAAUAUACAACUCUGAGACUGAGAAACUACGAAGUGACUUAGAGCGUCUUCAGCUAAGUGAGGAGGAAGCUAAGAUUGCCACUGGGCGGGUCCUCAGUCUGCAGGAAGAAAUUGCCAAGCUCCGGAAAGAUCUGGAACAAACUCGGUCAGAGAAAAAAUCCAUUGAGGAACGUGCAGAUAGAUACAAACAAGAAACUGAGCAGCUGGUGUCAAAUUUGAAGGAAGAAAAUACUUUGCUGAAGCAGGAAAAAGAGACCCUUAAUCACCUUAUCGUGGAGCAGGCAAAGGAGAUGACAGAGACUAUGGAGAAGAAGUUAGUAGAAGAAACAAAACAACUGGAACUCGAUCUUAAUGAUGAAAGGCUGAGAUAUCAGAACCUUUUGAAUGAGUUCAGUCGCUUAGAAGAACGAUAUGAUGACCUCAAAGAAGAAAUGACUCUGAUGGUGCAUGUGCCUAAGCCUGGACACAAGAGAACAGACUCCACCCACAGCAGCAAUGAGUCCGAAUACACCUUUAGCUCUGAACUUGCAGAAACUGAAGACAUUCCGUUGAGGACAGAGGAGCCAAGCGAGAGAAAAGUGCCUCUGGAUAUGUCAUUGUUCCUCAAGCUCCAGAAACGGGUCACGGAGCUGGAGCAGGAGAAGCAGGUGAUGCAGGAUGAGCUGGACCGCAAAGAGGAGCAGGUGCUUCGAAGCAGGGCAAAGGAAGAAGAACGACCACCAAUUAGAGGUGCAGAACUGGAAUAUGAAUCACUCAAGCGUCAAGAACUAGAAUCAGAAAACAAAAAGCUGAAAAAUGAGUUAAAUGAGUUACGCAAGGCCCUUAGUGAGAAAAGUGCCCCCGAGGUGACUGCUCCAGGGGCACCCGCCUACCGUGUCCUCAUGGAGCAGCUGACCUCUGUGAGUGAGGAGCUGGACGUCCGCAAAGAGGAAGUCCUCAUCUUGAGGUCUCAGCUGGUGAGCCAGAAAGAGGCCAUCCAACCCAAGGAUGACAAGAAUACAAUGACAGAUUCCACAAUACUUUUGGAAGAUGUACAAAAAAUGAAAGAUAAAGGCGAAAUAGCACAAGCAUACAUUGGCUUGAAAGAAACAAACAGAUCACCUGCUAUGGAUUGCCAUGAGUUGAAUGAGGAUGGAGAGCUGUGGCUGGUUUAUGAAGGGUUAAAACAAGCCAACAGGCUCCUGGAAUCCCAGCUCCAGUCGCAGAAGAGGAGCCAUGAGAAUGAGGCCGAGGCCCUCCGCGGGGAGAUCCAGAGCCUGAAGGAGGAGAACAACCGACAGCAGCAGCUGCUGGCCCAGAACCUGCAGCUGCCGCCCGAGGCCCGCAUUGAGGCCAGCCUGCAGCAUGAGAUCACCCGGCUGACCAACGAGAACUUGUAUUUUGAGGAAUUAUAUGCAGAUGACCCUAAGAAGUAUCAAUCAUACCGGAUUUCACUUUACAAACGGAUGAUUGAUUUGAUGGAACAACUUGAAAAACAAGAUAAGACUGUCCGGAAACUGAAAAAACAACUGAAAGUAUUUGCCAAAAAAAUUGGUGAACUAGAAGUGGGCCAGAUGGAAAACAUAUCCCCAGGACAGAUCAUUGAUGAACCCAUUCGUCCAGUCAACAUUCCCAGGAAAGAAAAGGAUUUCCAAGGAAUGCUGGAAUACAAGAAGGAGGAUGAGCAAAAACUCGUUAAGAACCUAAUUCUGGAACUGAAGCCACGUGGUGUUGCAGUCAAUUUGAUUCCAGGCUUACCAGCGUAUAUCCUGUUUAUGUGUGUUCGACAUGCUGACUACCUGAAUGAUGAUCAGAAAGUAAGGUCGUUGCUAACAUCAACAAUUAACAGCAUCAAAAAGGUCUUAAAGAAAAGAGGUGAUGAUUUUGAAACUGUCUCCUUCUGGCUUUCUAACACAUGCCGAUUUUUGCACUGUUUGAAGCAGUACAGUGGGGAAGAGGGCUUUAUGAAACACAACACAUCUCGCCAGAAUGAACACUGCCUCACCAAUUUUGACCUGGCUGAGUACCGGCAGGUGCUAAGUGAUCUGGCCAUUCAGAUCUACCAGCAGCUCGUGCGGGUGUUAGAAAACAUCCUUCAGCCGAUGAUCGUCUCCGGCAUGCUGGAGCAUGAGACCAUUCAGGGCGUGUCUGGCGUGAAGCCCACAGGGCUCAGAAAGCGGACCUCCAGCAUAGCCGACGAGGGCACCUACACACUGGACUCUAUCCUCCGGCAGCUCAACUCCUUCCACUCGGUCAUGUGUCAGCACGGCAUGGACCCCGAGCUCAUCAAGCAAGUGGUGAAGCAGACGUUCUACAUUGUGGGGGCCGUCACCCUGAACAAUCUCCUCCUGCGGAAGGACAUGUGCUCAUGGAGUAAAGGCAUGCAGAUCAGGUACAAUGUCAGUCAACUGGAAGAAUGGCUGCGUGACAAGAAUCUGAUGAACAGUGGGGCUAAAGAAACCCUGGAACCUCUUAUUCAGGCUGCUCAACUUUUGCAAGUGAAAAAGAAAACAGAUGAUGAUGCAGAAGCCAUUUGUUCCAUGUGCAAUGCUUUAACUACUGCCCAGAUUGUCAAAGUGUUGAAUUUGUAUACGCCAGUUAAUGAGUUUGAAGAAAGAGUCUCUGUGUCAUUUAUUCGUACUAUACAGAUGCGUUUACGAGACAGGAAAGACUCUCCUCAGCUGCUCAUGGAUGCUAAACACAUCUUUCCUGUCACCUUUCCUUUUAACCCGUCCUCCCUCGCGCUCGAAACCAUCCAGAUUCCGGCCAGCCUGGGCCUGGGAUUCAUAGCCCGGGUCUGAAACUGAUGUCCAGGCAAACAGUGGCAGUACAUUUCUUGCCUGAAAUAAGACCCCAUUAUUCCCAGUGAGCUACUGAAAACACAUUUUUAAAGAGAAAGUAGUGAUUAUCUUUCAAACAAGAGGUUACUAACUGGAAAUCUCCCUAGAAUACUUUCAUCACCUUGGAAAGAAAGGAAGUUAGGCUCUUUUCUGCUGUGUUCCCUUUAGAGCAACACUCACCCUGAUCAGUUAGGUAACAGGUGAAUGACGGAAGGAAAGAAAAAAAAUGUGUCUUCAGCUGCUAGCAUUUAUUUUAAAUCCUUAUCGCUGCAUCUAAAUGGUAUAAAAAACAUAAAUUCCAGAUAUGUGCUGUUGUUAGAAAGGUACCAACAAAGAAGAACCUCCUCUGUGCUAACCAGAAGAAAAAUCACUAUUGAGUACGUAUCAGUUUAGGAAUGAAUUAUGUUGAUGUUGGCGAACUGCAUCAAAUAAAUAAACUGGCAAUAUGUAUAGUAGUUGGUCAAGUAACUUCCUUGUACGUGUCACUAGAAUGUAGAGAUAUUAAGAGAAUGUCGGUUUGCUGUAUAGCAUAGAAGCCCAUUUGUACUGUAGUUUCCUGAGUAUUUUAAAUUGCUGCUACAUCCUGUGUUCUUUAAAAUGUAAGCGAUAUUCUUAUUAGGCACUACAACAAUAAGCUUCUCUUAUAUCAACUCUGUUUACAAUUCAAUCAGAUCACAGUUGUAACUGGAUUAUAUGCAGAUAUCCACAGAUUCACUUGCAGAAGUAGCAGACACUGGGAGGUCAUGUAGUAAUGUGACAAAAUGUUUGACAUUUUUUAGGGUUAGGAUUAGACAGAAUGGCUAUUGUUGCUGUUAUUAUUUAUUGAUGAUGUAUUACAUUGACGUGCUCAUUAAGUUUCCCUGGGUGGGUAUCACAUCGGGGUACAGUGUUCUGUGAAGUGACUUAUUUUUAGUUACCAGAUCUGAUUCCUACAGUGCAUAUAUUCAACCUUGACAGGUUUUCUUUCUUCUUAAUUUAUUAAGAAUUAAUCUCAGUCACAAUCUAGAGAGUAUUGUCAGAAUAUUCAUGAUUCAGGUCUUGAAACCUUGAUUAUCCUAUAAAUUAUGCAAAAGAAGAUGUAUAAUAAAUAAUUAUGAUUCCAUCUUUUUAGGCUUUGCAACAUGUAUAAAUGUUCUCAGUACCACUAGAUACUUUAAAGAGCAUCAUACUAGAAAUACUUUGACUUAUAUAAGAAAUAUAAGAAGAUUGCUGAAUUUUACAGAGGAUUUGGCUCAGUAUAACCCAGAUUCUGUUUUCACUCUGAAAUUCUAAUUAAACAUAGUCUCCAUUUUUUUUCUUAGAAAUCUUAUAUAAUUAAUCUUUCAGGUUGUACAAAAGCAAAUUAUUAGCUUUCAUUAGAAAGUCUGGUUCUGCAUUACAAUCAUAGAUUUAUAUAAUUUAACUCUUAGAUGGUUUAUAAAAAAUUACAUCUUAUUAAGAUAUGUGCAAUAUUAUUAAUGGAAGUCAAACAGUUUCAAAUCAAUGAUAAAGAUUGUUAUUAAAAGAUAAAUACUGUCAACUUAUUUGGGCCUCAAAGUCCUCGUUUAUACAAUAAGAGGGUUGGACAACUGAUUCUUAAGGUCCCUUCCAUGUCUAACCUUCUCUCCUCCAAGCACUUGGAUCCUAGAGAAAUGAGCUGCAGUUACUCUGUAAGUUCAUGCUCUGAUGGAAAGACCAGCAUUUGGUACCUGUUAAUUCUGAGAGAUUAAUCAAAUGUAGUAUUACGGCUUGUGGAGCUAUAACCUUUCUUAAAUGUACAUGAUUUAUAUCCAUGCUUUUAGAAAGUUAAUUAGUUUAGGGAAUUUUUAUUGAAUCCCAUACUGCUGUAUUCCUUUUGGGUACAUUUAUUUAUUUGCAAAACCAACCAAAAACACUAGUAAUUUGAUCAGAUUCUCUCAGUUUUGCCUGGUUUGUCAAUGUGACUUUCAAUGAACAAUGAACUCAUAACCAUUUGGUUAGUACUGAAUGUGUCAGAGUCUAAGAGCAUAGAUGGGCCUGGGCUGGGGGAGAUGCCACAUGGUGUAGGCUGUUCACCUCAGACCUGCAGAUUCUCCCAGGUCUGCCCCAGCUUAGUCCUGUGGAGCAUGUCCCAUGUAAACCCUCACUCUUGUCAUGUCUUAGCGCCCACUGCCACUGCAGCUUUUUAUCUUCACUCCGAGAUAGCUUGUGUCCCAAAGCCCCUCUAGUCUGGGCCUUUCUCUCUCUCCUGUCUCCUGUCUCUCUGCUGGAAAGUGCAGCAGCCUCAGUUCCACACAUGGGCCAGAGUCUCUCCUGUUCAGGGAUGGCCACACAAAGAUUCUCCUGUUCCCGGGCUCUAGCUUCCCCCAAGGCCUACCCAGAACCCCAGAUGGGGAUCUCCAUUAAUUUAUCUCAGCGGCCUAAAGAUCUUUAGUCCUAACAAGAGUACUUUACAACCAAGAACCCCAAGACCUGGUAAUGACUCUGGGUGCUACUUUCUUGAGGAUGCAACAAUAUUCUGCUGGCUCUGGGUAUCCUUUGGCCACUCUGAGGACAGCUCACCCUUUUUUCUGUCCAUCCACACUUUCUCAUGAAGCUUCGAACACACCUCCAGCAGCCUUCUACCUGCCCAUUUAUCUGUCUGCUCUUCAACCAUGGAAGAGUCAACCAUGGAUCCUAUCACCUGCCUAUACGACUGCUCUGGCUGCACUGAAGGCAGUGGUGGAGUCAACCCUCAGCUGCCCCCGCUGGCCUGCCUGCGGCUUACCUUCAGGCCGGUCUUUGCACAAGUUCUUUUUGUCCUUGCUUCUCUGCAGUAUCUUCUUUAACAUUAUCACUAAUUUGCUUUUUCAUAAUUCUUCUAUGACUGACACACAAUAGGAAUCAAAGAAAGAUCUUGAAAGAACAACAGUUCAAUGUCUUAACAGCCUCUUCUUAAUACUCUCCCCGCUACUCACCUUACACAGAUUCAGCUCACAUCUUGGAAUGCAAAGUUGAAAAAUUAGAAGCGGUUUCCCUUCUUAUAGCUUUUCUUAGAUUAAGGUUUUGGUCUGCCUGAGAAUAACUAUAAAGAUGGGGAAGAUGAAUAUGGCAUAAAAUCCACAAAUGUAGCUUCAUGGUUCCUUUGGAAGUUUUAAAAAAUCCCCAUAUACCUGACAGUUCUUUCUUCAAGAGCAAAUGUACAAAAAUAUAUAUUCCAAAGCCAACUGAAAGGAGAUUUGGGGAUUUGGAUCAGUUUGUGUGAUUUGCUUUAUUUCAGUGAAUAAUUGAAAGUUGGCUUUUUCUAGGUGAGUAAUUAUGUGUAAUAUAGAUCAAAUCUUUUAGUAACAGUGGGGGAAGCUAUGAAAAUUCUUUAUUUUAUUAGAAUUUCAGUGAUUGUUUUGAGAAAUUACUUUCCUGGUAACUCUAGAUAAAGGGGCACCUGUCACCAUCCUGAGAAGUUCUCACAUAAUAUUCUUAUGAGCUCUCUCUGUCUCUUUCUCUCUCUCUCUCUGUCUCUUUCUCUCUCUCUCUCUGUCUCUUUCUCUCUCUCUCUCUCUCUCUCUCUCUCUCUCUCUCUCUCUCUCUCUCUCUCUCUCUCUCUCUCACACACACACACACACACACACACACAGUCACCAGUCCAUAAAGUUCCCCAGGAGGCAUAAUCAAGGAUCCUCUGGGUAACUUCAACUAUUUUGGAUAAAACAGAAAGCAAAAAUUAGUGUUUGACCCUUGAAUUCUGUUGAAAGCUGUGCAGAGCAGUACCUUGCAUCUGGCUAUGCUUUACUUCAGCGCACUUUCUCUGUUACCUCACUGUAUCCUCACAGCAGCACUGGAAGGCUGAAAGGGUAGUAACUACCCUGAGAGGUAGUUACUAUCAUCAUUUGCUAAUGAUAACUGGAGAGAAAGGUAAGGCCAGAGACUUGCCUGAGGUUGCACAGCCCUCCAGCCCAGCUGCUUUCCCAUAUGCAGCAGUGGAGGUGUAGGCAGAUGGGAGGCAGGAGACUUUAACGUGUCCUGAGGUUACACUUUGUUCCUCCUGGUACCUGUGGGGUGCCCCAUGUUAGCAAGAGGUGCCCUUUUUCCUUAUCAGAGUUGGCAACUGGCAUAUGGGAACAGAGCAAUGCCUAGUACCAAGUUCUUUGUGCUAACAAGGUAAAGCGCCUGGAGCCUGGUGGUUCUUUAUAUCAGUUACCUGCUGUAACUAGGUUUGACUUUUGUAAUGAAUCAGUACCCCCUUGGAGGGCGCAAUGCUCGGUGUUUAGCUCAUUAAUUUGUAGCAGGCUGUCUCGUCCUGAUGGAAAGCUGUGAAAGCCUCCCAAAAGUUAAGAGGAAGGUCACGCAACACAUGCCCGUCAGAGCCGUUUCAGAUCCAGCAGGUGUGCCGGGCUGCCUGUGGAGACCCUGAAGCUGCCGGCCAAACCCCUGCGUGCCUUCCGAGGGCUGUCCCGGGGCAGGCCAUAUACAAGUCAGGGUGUGUUUGAACAUUAUGGUGUGUGCAUGCCGCCAGUGUUUACUUUGGAGUUAGGAGGUGUGCUGUGUGUAUGCAUGUUGGAGAGGCUCUGUAUUGCUGUGGCCUCUGUUCAUGGAUAAGUGCAUUGUAAUCUCUUCUCAGGCUGUGCUGUGAGGGCCGCCUUACCCCCUGCUCCCUUCCCUCCUGGAGCUGCCUUAAAUUCUCUGGAACUUUUCCUCUGUAAGGGGAUGUCUUGCCUGGAGAGGAUAUCAAGCCCUGUUUCUCAAGGUUUUGUGUGAAGGUUUUGGUUGGGUGUGGCCUCCAACCACUAAUUUCUCCCUGUUCUGCAUGAUCCUCCCCGACCUGUUACUUCUUCCUUUUUUCUCUGUUAUUCCCAAAUAGGUAUUAGAACUCUGAGGCAGCAACAAUCUCAGAGCCAGUGAAAUGUGGGCUUAGAGAGUGUUCCUGAGUUUUGGGGGCUCUGUGUCAUAAGUAAGCAAAUGAACAUAUGGAAAAAAUAUAGAGAUGAGUUAGAUUCUUGGUAACACUUAAAUGGCUUGUUUUCCACUGAUCUUUUCUUAAUAAAGAGUACAACUAUAAAAACCUUUUAUGGACAUUCUUCAAAUAUAAUUUUUAAGAACCCUAUAAAAGAUUGACUGAAAACAAGAAAGAAUGCUAUAAAUUCUGAUCAACUGUAUUACCCUAAAUUAAAACAACCUGGAGUCACAGUUGGAUUUCUCAGUAGAUCAGAAAUUGAAAAAUACUAUGUAAAAUAUCUGCCAACAUGCAUUUUAUACAUUUUUUUAUUUUGUAAUUUGGUCUGGCUAGCUACAAUGUUUAUUAGCCUAACAUAACGGGUGUUAUCAGAGUCAUAAAUAACUAAAAAUGACUAACAUUUCCUUAGUAUUGUAAUGUUGCCUGAAAUAUUUGAAAGAAAAAAUGGUUUUUGAGUUGAAACUGGUAUGUAUAAUUCAAUGCUUGGUAGGUCAGUACAGUUUCAUGCAUUUUUCAGAGUCAAUAGUUUUAAAUAUCUUAUUGUUACCAUAUGUUGUAUGAUUUUUGCCUACAUUUCAGGCUCUCUAAAUCUCUUAAGCCAUUUAGUUUUUUCCCAAUAAAUGGUGAAAUUUUCCUUUAAAUGUGGAUAGGUAUGUUGUAUGUUGUAAUUUAUGAUUCCUAGUUUUGUUAUUUUUGUGGAAUCCUGGAGUAACAUUGAUUUUUUUGGUAUCCUUGGAAAUUUUAAAUUGCUCUAACAGUGUUGCAUAGAAAUGAGCUCAUGACAUUUAACAUACUAUAUUUUAAUUAUUAACUUUAAUUGUUAAUUUACUGUGAAAUGGAUAUGCCUUUUAACUAAAAUGAAAUUGAACAUUGCAAUUUUCCAAAAAUUUUUCUUUGUUGGAUCUGGAAAGGAAUUCCACUUUGAUCUACACAGAAAAACAUGAUAUAGUUUUAAUCCUUGGAAAGUUCUUGGGUAAAGUAUUCAUCCAUUAAAAAGGAAGCAGAAGUACUGAGAAAUGAAGGCAUUAUCAACCAACUCUAGUUUUAAACUGAACACAUCCCAGCAUAUCUCAUAUGGAGUUUUUAAAAAUAAGUUAGUAAUUCACCUCAUAUAAACAAAAGCCUUUGAAACAUGGGUUUUCACUAGAUAUCACCUAGUGCUAAGAUGAAAACCAAAACAAUAUCAGAUUGAUAUUUACGCUCUAAAUUUGUAGUUGUCUAAUGUUGUACUUAGUAAAUGUGCGUCAUUAAUGCUGUAGUCUCCUAGCUAUUAUAGAAAAUUGUUGAAAUAAAGAUGUGGAUAUAAAGGA
This is a messenger RNA of Rhinolophus ferrumequinum (greater horseshoe bat), 11997 nucleotides long. It is a transcript of the gene MYO5A, whose product is annotated as myosin VA. Gene Ontology annotation, biological process: actin filament organization; vesicle transport along actin filament. NCBI's taxonomy places the organism in Eukaryota, Metazoa, Chordata, Mammalia, Chiroptera, Rhinolophidae. The transcript has 42 exons. Gene Ontology annotation, molecular function: microfilament motor activity; ATP binding; actin filament binding. Bases 118 to 5760 code for a protein of 1880 amino acids. Gene Ontology annotation, cellular component: vesicle; myosin complex; actin cytoskeleton. The record is from RefSeq and is a predicted model, not a curated record.